Messenger RNA from Eupeodes corollae, 2022 nucleotides. RefSeq lists its product as uncharacterized. The transcript has a single exon. The record is from RefSeq and is a predicted model, not a curated record. Lineage: Eukaryota; Metazoa; Arthropoda; Insecta; Diptera; Syrphidae. Bases 1 to 2022 code for a protein of 673 amino acids.
AUGUUUCGACAAAUCCUGAUACAUCCUGAAGAAACUAAGUUUCAACAAAUUAUUUGGAGGGAUAACUCUGCUAAGCCUCUGCAGUUGUACAAACUUUUAACCGUUACCUAUGGUACAACGUGUGCACCAUUUUUAUCCAUACGAGUGCUACAGCAACUAGCUGAUGAUGAAGCUAGUAAAUAUCCAAUUGGAUCUGAGAUUCUUAAACGAGAUUUAUAUGUGGAUGAUAUUAUUUCUGGAGCUGAUGACAUAAACAAAGCUAAAGAGAUUCAAUUAGAGCUCCAAAAGAUUCUCACAUCUGGUGGAUUUAAAUUAAGAAAGUGGUUUUCAAACUCACCAGAACUUUUAUAUGAUCUACUAUCUGAAGAUUGUGAAAUAUCAUUUAAUUUUGACGGAAAUUCCGAUUCUUCGAUUAAGGCUCUUGGUUUAUUCUGGAAUCCUCAUUGUGAUAACUUUUUCUUUAAAAUAACACUCCCAAUACGAAGUUCGCAUACAAAACGCACUCUAUUGUCUGAUGCUGCUAAGCUGUUUGAUCCUCUUGGGUGGUUGGCCCCAACGAUCAUUCUUGCAAAAAUCUAUUUUCAAAGAUUGUGGUGCGCUGGCAUAGGAUGGGAUGACCCUCUUCCCCUUCCACUAAAGGAUGAUUGGGAAAACUAUCGUAAAUCUCUACAAGCCUUAGAAAAAAUUAAAAUUCCAAGAUGGUUAGGAACUUUUACCAGCUCUUUUGGUGAAGUGCAUGGCUUUUCUGAUGCCUCAAACUCGGCCUAUUCAGCAGUGCUUUACUAUCGCUGUAUAAAGGAUGAUAACAUUUCUAUCAAUCUAAUAACGGCUAAAACUAAGGUUGCCCCAAUCAAGCAAGUAUCGUUACCACGACUUGAAUUAUGUGCUGCUGUAUUAUUAGCAAAACUUUUCAAAAAAUUCAUGACUGCAAUUGAAAGUCAAUCACUAAACAUAAAGCCAUAUUUUUGGACUGAUUCAAAGGUUGUCCUUGCAUGGAUUCAUGCAUUACCAAUACGUUGGAAAACAUUUGUUGCCAACAGAGUAACUGAAGUACAAGAAAUGACUAAUAUCUCAGACUGGUACCAUGUACGCUCAGAAGAUAACCCAGCUGAUUGUGCUUCACGAGGGGUUCAACCUUAUGACUUACAAAAUCUUGCUUUGUGGUGGCAUGGUCCUAAGUGGCUUAGUCUUCCUUUCUCUAAAUGGCCAAACCAACAAGUUUCAGACUGUCAAACUGAACUAGAGAAAAAAGCUAAUGCUAAUUCUUUGUCUGCAAAUGUUACUCCUACUUUUGAUCUACUACUGAAAUAUUCUUCAUUAAACAAACUUCUUCGUGUAACAAGUUAUAUAAAACGUCUCUUCAAUUUCAAAAUGAGGAAUACUUUUGAGGAAUAUCUCAAUCCCAAUGAAAUUCAAAAUUCCUUUUCUUGCCUCAUACGCUUAUCCCAAUCUCAGUACUUUGCAUACGAGAUAAAAGAUUUAAAAUCAGACAAACAAAUCUCAAAUAAGAGUAAAAUUAGUAAUCUUUAUCCUUUCAUCGACGAUGAGGGAAUUUUGCGAGUCGGUGGAAGACUUUGCUUUGCUGAAAUUGACCAGUAUGCAAAGCACCCGAUUAUCUUAUCAAAUCGUUGCAAUCUAGCAAAACUUAUUGUAUCGGAUGCGCACAUUAAAACUAUUCAUGGUGGGCCUCAAUUAAUGAUGUCAUAUAUAAGGAAUAAAUUCUGGAUUCUUAAUCUGAGAAAUCUUACAAAAUUAAAGUUUCAUGACUGCACUUUAUGUCAUCGUUUUAACCAUAAGCGUUCAACACAACUUAUGGGAUCACUCCCUAAAGUACGAGUUAACGAAACCAGACCCUUCCGACACACUGGAGUGGACUACGCUGCGCUGGUCCAUUCGACAUCCGUUUUUCAAAAGGAAGAUCACCAAAAACGUAUAAAGGUUUCAUUUGUGUGUUUGUUUGCUUGGUUACAAAAGAGAUUUACAUUGAGCUUGUGUCAGACAUGUCUUCAGAAGGAUUUUUAG